Molecule: messenger RNA, 2519 nt
Organism: Triplophysa dalaica
Lineage: Eukaryota; Metazoa; Chordata; Actinopteri; Cypriniformes; Nemacheilidae
Gene: lim2.4
Product: lens intrinsic membrane protein 2.4
Exons: 4
Coding region: 1873-2397 (174 amino acids)
Cellular component (GO): plasma membrane
Molecular function (GO): structural constituent of eye lens
Source: RefSeq, a predicted model, not a curated record
UGCGUUUUCGUAAAGAUUUACACCCUGGUCGUGUGUAACAUCAACAUACAGUGCACCCACAAAAUAAAUGGCUUUUCGUUGGACACAUCAACACAAGGAAACAAGGAAUCAGAAAUAUGACGAGUGGUGAUUUUCUCAGGUGACCCCCGAGAUCCAAUCCGGAUUUUGGUCAAACCACAUGACACGAAAGGAGGGCAAUGAAGAGGAACCGGACAAUUAAUCUCUAACGUGAUCUGACCAACUGUUGAUCUUUUCUACCUUAAUGUUUUUAUAUAAUAAAUGUUAUACAUGCGUAAAAAAGAUCCGUCUAGAAAAAGCGUUUUUUUCUGAACUUCCGUUCUUCUGGACACGAGGCUGAAUGGCAAACUGAGCUGUUGCAACGCACAAGGCUUACAGACGUGUUGCUUAACCUAUUGUAUGUGACUACAUAAUGUUUUUUUAAACAUACUUUAACCACUCAGGAUAGCAUGUGAAAACCUUAAUAGAAGAACUUAAGUUGCCCCUAGAAAAAUUAACCAUAGUUUAACUGACAUAAUAAAGAGUGAUCAUUUUAAUACUAAUGGGAUUUUAAUAUAUAAUAAAAUGUGCAUGUACAAUUAUCAUCAAAUGUUAUGGCAAAGAAUGAGAUUGUGUCCGCUAAAUUGUAAAUAAACAUUAUCCUCAUUGUAUAAUUUAACUCUAUUUUUGGAAGUGGGGAACAUUGGGAAUAUUGCACUGUUCACAAAAGGUAUAAAACCUAACCCCCCCCCCCCCAAAGAAAAGCAGGAACUCAGCAUUUUGCAUUGACAACUGCACCACAACAAUACUUUGAAUAAGUGCAACGGUCCACUCUUCAAACAAAAGCAAAACCAUGGACAUAAUACAUACACACUGGUACACCAGGGCCCCUUCCAUAACUAGUUCAAGUGUAUUUGUUUCAUGGACAGAGCAUUUAAAGGAUUUUGCCACCAUCAACAAAAAGGGUAACAGAGGUUGAGUUAGGAAUUCUGUGAGGCAGGUUCUUUAUGUGUAUUUCCCUCUUACCCCCUAUCAUCGCUCUCUACCUCUCCAUUCUCCCUCGUUCUCUUCGAGGAUAAACAAAGCGGGAUUUUACACUAGGAAAAAUAAGGUAAGGAAUUAUUAUAUUAAUACAAUACUGAAUAUUCAGUGCACUGAACGCAUUUUGGUACAUUAAAUGCAUGGCUGUUAAAGCAUUUUAUGAAUCUGUUUUCCCUCAUUAAGAAUUAUCUCAUUUUUAGAAACGAGCAUAUUUUUGUACAUUAUUAAUCUAUUUUAACAUUAUAUUGCUGCAUUUGAUUAAAUGUCUCACGAUUGAAGGUCCAAUGUGGCAAAUUCUUUAUUAAUAAUUUAUAUGUUGAUGUUUCUGUGAGAUAGGCUUCAAGACUCUAUGACUUAAAGGGCAGGCAUAUAAAAAAUUAAAUCUUUCUAAAACGUUUCUAGAAUGAAAUAAAAUGAUUUAUGUAGAGCAUAUGAUGAUAAAUCUGUCUCAGUAAAGAGACGAGUUAAAGUGAUAGUUCACCCAAAAACUUAAUAUUCUUUCAUCAUUUAUUUACUCUCAAGUUGCUCCAAAACUUUUUAAAAUUCUUUAUUCGGUUGAUCACAAAAGAUAGUUUGAAGAAUGCUGGAAACAAAACAGUUCUGGGGCACUUUUGACUACCAUAGUUUUUUCCCCUUCUAGUCAAUAGUGCCCCUUAACUGUUUGGGUAUAUUUUUUUUCUCCAAAUAUCUUUCUUUGUGUCAAACAAAUUUUUACAGGUUUGGAACAACUUUGAGGAAGUUAGUCAUGAUAUAGUUUUCAUUUUGGGGUGAGUAUUCUUUUAAUACAGCACAGGUUGGCUUCUAUCUAUAUUUCCUUUCUGUAUACGAUUCAGGAUGUACAGCUUCAUGGGCGGCGGCCUGUUCUGUGCCAUUUUGGGGAACAUCCUAAUUGUGGUCUCCACGGCGACCGACUAUUGGAUGCAGUAUCGUCUCUCAGGCAGCUAUGCCCACCAGGGCCUGUGGAGGUACUGCAUGGCCAACAAGUGCUACAUGCAGACUGCAAGUAUUGCAGCAUACUGGAAUGCCACCCGGGCAUUCAUGAUCCUGUCGGGAAUAGCAUGCUUUGCUGGCGUCAUGGCAGGCAUUCUGUCAUUUACCCAUUUUUCUGCCUUUGAGAGGUUCAGUCGCUCCUUUGCUGCAAGCAUCCUGUUUUUCAUCUCCACUAUAUUUGCACUGCUUGCUAUGGCAAUCUACACUGGUGUAACCCUAAGCUUCCUGGGCAAGCGCUUUGGAGACUGGCGCUUUUCCUGGUCCUACAUACUAGGCUGGGUGGCCAUGCUUAUGACGUUCUUUGCAGGGAUAUUAUACAUGUGUGCCCACAGAACGUAUGAAUCAAGGAGAGUGGUUGGAAGUCGCUGAAGAAGCAAAGCGAGUAAACAUUUCAUAGCUCCACCAACAUCAGGACUUUUACAGUAUAAAAAUAUUUGAAAAUGUUUACAAUACAGUUUAGUGCAUUAACAUACUGCAGGAAUAUAGUGAAA